This is a messenger RNA of Oncorhynchus keta (chum salmon), 8160 nucleotides long. Its product is annotated as protein sprouty homolog 3-like. Gene Ontology annotation, cellular component: membrane; cytosol. The record is from RefSeq and is a predicted model, not a curated record. Gene Ontology annotation, biological process: negative regulation of Ras protein signal transduction; animal organ development; multicellular organism development. The transcript is spliced from 2 exons. NCBI's taxonomy places the organism in Eukaryota, Metazoa, Chordata, Actinopteri, Salmoniformes, Salmonidae. Bases 732 to 1688 code for a protein of 318 amino acids.
AUAAACGCACAGACAGGAAGGACUGACCCGAGAGAGUUAGAGUGAGAGACAGAGCUAGAGAGAGAGAGAGGGGGAGCAAGAGAGCAAGGAGGAGAGGAACAGAGAGAGUGAGAGAGACUAUCCAGCAUUCAGUCUUUAUGCUUUCAGCGAGAGGAGAGAGAAAAACUACAGAGCCAUACUACUGCAAUCUCCCUGACUGCUGGGAUAUUGGAACUUUUUUCACAAGCUUUCCUUAUUUUUUAAGAUUACAAUUAUUUGUUAAUUCUUAAGCGGAGGACCUGGGCUGUUACUUUUUCUUGUGUUCUCUGGGAAAUUUCUCACGACACUCUGCCCUCUGGUCUCCACACUGUGGACCAGAGACCUCUCUGCCCCUGCUGUGCCCCUGACAAGGCAUUGUCGAACGGCUGCUUGUCAUUUGGGCAAUUGGUUGAUUGUCGUCAGGGCUGGGUUGUUGCUUCUUCAUCUUUGCGGGGAAUGACCCUAGGAGGCGUGGGAUUGGUUGCACUCCAGGGACGCUCCUGAAAAGACUGCGGGGGGGACUCAAGGCACUGUGGCCCCACGGAACUGAGAGAGCCGCCCCUCCCCCUCAUCAACCCCAAGACGCCCCAUUUCACUGCAGCAUGGAUCUCCCCCCAUUUAGAGGUCUCUCUGAUGUGCCGUGAGAGGUGUGACUCCCCCAUCCCUGCCCCAGUCCCGACCCCAUCCCCCUCCCUCGUGCCCCUCCUUCAAGGAUGGACCCUCCCCCGGGUCGUGGCCCUGCCCCAGUCAGGAGGGACCUGGAUGGGCUGGACCUUCAGCAGGUGCCUGUCCUCUCCCUGGACCAGAUUCGCUCCAUCCGGGCCAGCAAUGACUAUGUGGAACGCCCCGUGGCCCUGGACCACACCUCACAUUCUGGCUUCUUUUACGCCCAUGACGACCGCUACCCCAUCACCCAUGGGUACCCCCCUCAAGGUUACCUUCAUGGUUACUCUCAGGGGUACCCGUCCCAAACCCCUCUCCCCCGGAGCCAGAGCCAGCAGCAACACGCCCACCUGACCCAUCUGAGUCGCUCCAGUACAGCCAGCUCAGCCAUGUCCCGGACCAGCGCUGCCUCCGACCAGAGACUCCUGGCGGGUCUGACGCCCUCCCACUCUGGCCUGGCCUCAGUGGUGCGCUCCCAGCCUAAAGGAGAACUCAAGCCUGAGGCUUCCCUAGGUAAAGGCCUGGAGGAGGGAGAGGACCUGGGCUUGCACCUGUUUAUCUGUGAGCGCUGUGGGAGGUGUAAGUGUCAGGAGUGCUGCGCUCCGCGGAGCCUGCCGUCCUACUGGGUCUGUAGGCAGCGCUGCCUCUGCUCUGCUCAGAGUGUUGUGGAGUACGGCACCUGUCUGUGCUGCGUUAAGGGUCUGUUCUACCACUGCUCCGCUCAGGAUGACGAGGACAACUGUGCCGACCGGCCCUGUGCUUGCACGCCCGCCCACGCCUGCGCUCGCUGGGGUACCAUUGGCCUUCUGGCGCUGUGCCUGCCCUGUCUCUGCUGCUACCCACCUGCCAGACUGUGCCUCGCCCUGUGCCAGCAGGCCCACGACCGAGCCACCCGCCCUGGCUGCCGCUGCAGCAACACCAACACCGUGUGCCGCAAGAUCUCCACCUCCAACCCCAACCCCGGGCAUGCCCCCUUCCGCAGCAAGUCCCUGGAGAAGCCUGUAUGACAGUGGUGCACCUGGAGUCAGUCGUCGCCUGGACAACGCAGUCUUUGACAACAAUGCCAUGACAAUGCAAUCGCCCCGCCCAGCCCGUCGUGAUCUACCUACUGUGACCUUUCACCUUACGUACUUUCCAUACUUCUUCUUUUCCUCCUGCCUGAAGAGAAAUGACCAAAAGCCUUACUGUACUUUACUGUAACUGUAUUGUACGUGUGGAGACUCGAGCCGAAAACCUGAAACCGCCUGGUGCUUUUUGCUGAACUGACUGCCAAACUUAACCUUACUGUGUUACUGUGUGGGCAUACUGUCUCUACCUUCCCCUUACUGUGUGGGCAUACAGUCUCUACCUUCCCCUUACUGUGUGGGCAUAUGUCUCUACCUUUCCCUUACUGUGUGGGCAUAUGUCUCUACCUUCCCCUUACUGUGUGGGCAUACUGUCUCUACCUUCCCCUUACUGUGUGGCCAUAUGUCUCUACCUUCCCCUUACUGUGUGGGCAUAUGUCUCUACCUUCCCCUUACUGUGUGGGCAUACUGUCUCUACCUUCCCCUUACUGUGUGGGCAUACUGUCUCUACCUUCCCCUUACUGUGUGGGCAUACUGUCUCUACCUUCCCCUUACUGUGUGGGCAUACUGUCUCUACCUCCCCCUUACUGUGUGGGCAUACUGUCUCUACCUUCCCCUUACUGUGUGGGCAUACAGUCUCUACCUUCCCCUUACUGUGUGGGCAUACUGUCUCUACCUUUCCCUUACUGUGUGGGCAUACUGUCUCUACCUUCCCCUUACUGUGUGGGCAUACAGUCUCUACCUUCCCCUUACUGUGUGGGCAUAUGUCUCUACCUUCCCCUUACUGUGUGGGCAUACAGUCUCUACCUUUCCCUUACUGUGUGGGCAUGCAGUCUCUACCUACCCCUUACGGUGUGGGCAUGCAGUCUCUACCUUCCCCUUACUGUGUGGGCAUACUGUCUCUACCUUCCCCUUACUGUGUGGGCAUGCAGUCUCUACCUUCCCCUUACUGUGUGGGCAUAUGUCUCUACCUUCCCCUCACUGUGUGGGCAUGCAGUCUCUACCUUCCCCUUACUGUGUGGGCAUACUGUCUCUACCUUCCCCUUACUGUGUGGGCAUACUGUCUCUACCUUUCCCUUACUGUGUGGGCAUACUGUCUCUACCUUCCCCUUACUGUGUGGGCAUACUGUCUAUACCUUUCCCUUACUGUGUGGGCCACUCUACUGUAGAUAGUACUGUGGCUAUUCUCUGUGUGCGCCUGCCUGGCCGACCAGACCGUUACUCAACAGACCAACCCCACUGUGUUGUGUGAUGGGCUGGGGUUUGCUCUGUUAGACUUGACCUAUUUAUUUAUUGGACUUCCUCUUCAGUGAGGUAGAGCGAUAGAGAGAGACAUAGGUAGACAGGCAGAGAGAGAGUGAGGUAGAGAGGUAGAGAGAGACAUAGGUAGACAGGCAGAGAGAGAGUGAGGUAGAGAGAGAGAGAGAGAGAGAGAGGUAGAGAGAGAUAGAGAGAGAGAGAGAGACAUAGGUAGACAGGCAAAGAGAGAGUGAGGUAGAGAGAUAGAGAGAGAGUGAGGUAGAGCGAUAGACAGAGACAUAGGUAGAGAGGUAGAGAGAGAGUGAGGUAGAGAGAGAGAGAGAGAGAGUGAGGUAGAGAGAGAGAGAGAGACAUAGGUAGACAGGCAGAGAGAGAGUGAGGUAGAGAGAUAGAGAGAGAGUGAGGUAGAGCGAUAGAGAGAGAUAUAGGUAGAGAGGUAGAGAGAGAGUGAGGUAGAGAGAGAGAGAGAGACAUAGGUAGACAGGCAGAGAGAGAGUGAGGUAGAGAGAUAGAGAGAGACAUAGGUAGAGAGGUAGAGAGAGAGUGAGGUAGAGAGGAAGAGAGAGACAUAGGUAGAGAGGUAGAGAGAGAGUGAGGUAGAGAGGUAGAGAGAGAGUGAGGUAGAGAGAUAGAGAGAGCGGACCAUGUGUUACAUGUGAGUACAGUGAGCAAACUACUAGUACAAAUCCGAACACAGCCAUUAAAUAAAAGGGGUCUUUAGCAAAUGUGUAUUCCAGGCAUGACAGAGACAGAGACAGGGUGGUCUAAAGGGAGUCUACAGGUGUGGGCCUCCUUCCCUCCUCUCCCUCUCUGAAGAGGCAUCCUGGAGCCGACAGACUGAAUGGACAUACAAGAUGUGGCAACGAGCGGCCAUGGCAGACAUUUUGUCUGAGACUGUUGCAAAGACCCUUUCCUAAUGGUGGAACAAAGACACAAACUCUGAAACACAAACAUGUAUUACUGUUUGACACACCAAAAAGGGACCAUGAUGUACCUGGAGAAUCUAAAGUGAUUAAGCUCAUUUAAUAUAGAAAGCACUGUGAGAUAUAGAGGUGAAUCGUCUGUAGUGUUGCCCAGCUGUCUGACUAACAGACUAACCUGGGGGGCCUCCCUUAUGACCAGGCAGUGUGUGUGUAUGUGUGUGUGUGUGUGUGUGUGUUAUGUGUGUGCGUGCAUGUGUAUGUGCACAAAUGUUAGUGUAUGUACAGUAUACGCUAUAUAUACAAAAGUAUGUGGACACCCCUUCAAAUAUGUGGAUUUGGCUAUUUCAGGCACACCCAUUGCUGACAGGUGUAUAAAAUGGAGCACACCGCCAUGCAAUUUCCAUAGAGAAACAUUGUGACUUUCAACAUGGCACCAUCAUUGGAGGCUACCUUUCCAACAUGCCAGUUUGUAACAUUUUUGCCCAACUACAGCUGCCCUGGUCAACUGUAAGUCCUGUUAUUGUGAAGUGGAAAAGUCUAGGAGCAACAACGGCUCAGCCGCAAAGUGGUAGGCCACACAAGCUCACAGAACAGGACCGCGAAGUGCUGAAGCACGUAGUGCAUAAAAAAGUGUCUGUCCUCGGUUGCAACACUCACUACCGAGUUCCAAACUGCUUCUGGAAGAAACAUCAGCACAAGAACUGUUCGUUAGGAACUUAUGAAGUGGGUUUCCAUGGCCGAGCAGCCGCACACAAGCCUAAGAUCACCAUGCGCAAUGCCAAGCGUUGGUUGGAGUGGUGUAAAGCUUGGAACUUAUGGACUCUGGAGCAGUGGAAACGCGUUCUCUGUAGUGAUGAAUCACGCUUCACCAUCUGUCAGUCUGAUGGACGAAUGUGGUUUGGCGCAUUCCAGGAGAACGCUACCUGUCCCAAUGCAUAGUGCCAACUGUAAAGUUUGGUAGAGGAGGAAUAAUGGUCUGGGGCUGAUUUUCAUGGUUUGAGCUAGGCCCCUUAAUUCCAGUUAAGGGAAAUCAUAAUGCUACAGCAUACAAUGACAUUCUAGAUGACUCUGUGCUUCCAACUUUGUGGCAACAGUUUGGGGAAGGUCCUUUCCUGGUUCAGCAUGACAAUGCCCUCCAUGCACAAAGCGAGGUCCAUACAGAAAUGGUUUGUCGAGAUCGUGUGGAAGAACUUGACUGGCCUGCACAGAGCCCUGACCUCAACCCCAAUUAACACCUUUGGGAUGAAUUAGAAUUCUGACUGCUAGCCAGGCCUAAUCACCCAACUUCAGUACCCGACCUCACUAAUGCUAUUGUGUCUGAAUGGAAGGAAGUCCCUGCAGCAACAUUCCAAUAUCUAUUAGAAAACCUUCCCAGAAAAGUGGAGGCUGUUAUAGCAGCAAAUGGGGGACCAUCUCCAUAUUAAUGCCCAUGAUUUUGGAAUGAAAUGUUCGACGAGCAGGUGGUCACAUACUUUUGGUCAUGUAGUGUAUAUGUGAGUAUGUGUGUGUGGGUGUCAUGUCCCCUCCCGUGUUAGUGUGUGUCGGGCCUGUGUAUGUUUGCUGUCAGCAGAAGCCUCCUGUUUUAUUUUUAGCGCCGCUGCUUCAGAGGACCCAGAGUCUGGUCAGGUUUCCUCUGACGCCAGACUUCCCUGACCCCUCACUGCCUGUCUCUCCUCUCCUCACCUCCCCUGCCUGUACCCAUCCCUCAGCCUCCCCUAACCCAUUCCUUCCUCCCCUCUCCUCUAUUCCUCUAUCCAUCCUGAUAGCGUUGCUGUCUACCGUGCACCAAAGAGAUGGAGCUACCCCAAAUUCCCAAUACAGAGGGAUAUCAUAGGGGAUGGACAGUAAGCCAGAUAAGGCUUGGGAAAGGGAGCCAGAUAAGAAAUGUUACCUCCGUUAUAGAUCCUUACCACUGCGUCCACAACACAUUAUGCAUUUUGCAUGGUCAGGGCUUUCCUCUUCUUGACAGAUUCCUCUGGCCAGUUUGAUCAACCUCAGGCAAGUCCUCCCUCCGACCCCACCGGGGGGUGGAGGGGGGCUAGCUAACACCUUCCAGCAUCACAUCUUAGCACCCCUUCCCUCCCAGUUACAUUCCUACUAACUGUAUGGACUAAGUAAAGGUGUCAGUGUGCUUCAGGUUGGCAGUACAGUGCAAGUGUGCUCACAUACUCUAUUAGAAGACCAUCACUUGAUAAAUGAGAAAGAAGCAGCAAUAGUACUGUUUGACCGUUCUGAGACGCUGUAGCCAGAAUACACUUCCUAAAAAUAGUCAGACAACUCAAGGAAUUUGUCAUUAAUUUUGACGUUUUUGCAGAGGAGAUCUUAGUUGCUCAAUUUUACAUCUAACUAAGAUGUUAGGUGCAGUAUUUCUCCAGCGGAAAAAUUUGAAUGAAAACUAUUCGUCUCACGUUGAAUGACAACAAACAAUCCUUACUGUUGUCCAAUCACUGAUGAAGAGGCCUAGACUUCGGGUACCGAUUUCUGCUUGUCUCAAGAAAAAGUUUAGUGUGCCCGAACAACCGAAAACACCCGUGCCGAAGACCAAAACGAACAAAAACGUCACAAAAUGUCGUCAUAAUAUAUGCAGGAACUAUUCCAAACUGUUUCGCCUGGGAAGCAUGCAGACGCCUUAAUAGGUUCCAGUCCUCCUUCUCUGAGAGUUGAUCUCUGAGAGGAGGCAAUUAGCUGUAUGAUAGCUUCUAAUGGGGAAGGAGGGAGGGUUGGAGGUGAAUGGAGGAAAGUAGAGUGUGGGAGAGAGCUGUGGAAGUGGAGAAGGGAGGAAAGAAAAGGAAGGGAAGGAGGAGGUUGUGGACAGGGUGACUGUCCGUUAGAAGGACUGAUGUUGGAGUGAGUGAAGCUGUGGGAGUGAGGUCAUACCAUUCCAACAUUGGGAGAUGAAGAACAGGCGAGGAGGGAUGGAGGGACUGAGGGACUGAGUCUGGGGGGGGUCUGGUUGUCUUCUGUACUGAUAUCCAAACCGGAUGUGAAACGUAACACGCUGUGUCAAGCAUGUGUGUGUGUGUGUGUGUGUGAUUGUAUGUGCGUGCACGUGUGUGCUUUUAUUCACCUAUGAACACACACACUCAUCCGAUUUGUUGAAGUUACUUUGCUAUAUUUUUAUAUGUACAUACAGACUGUUAUUGUAUACAUGUAUGUAUUGUAUCCCCCUUUUUAUUAUGAUUGAUGUUGCUAUGAUUAUUUUCUAUUAUAGUGAACAUUUACCUUGAGUCACAGACCUGGUCAAUACUUCUAACGAUUCUUCUAGAGGUUUUGCACUGUGGAGGAGAAGUUCAUUUACUAAGUGCCACACCUUUUAUGAUGUACCUCAACUUCACUAUUUGCUCCGUGAUUCAUUUCACGAAUACACACACACAAACACAAAUACACACACACAAACACAAAUACACACACAAAUACACACACACAAACACAAAUACACACACACAAACACAAAUACACACACACAAACACAAACACACACACAAACACAAAUACACACACACAAACACAAAUACACACACACAAACACAAAUACACACACACAAACACAAAUACACACACACAAACACAAAUGCACACACACAAACACAAAUACACACACACAAACACAAAUACACACACACAAACACAAAUACACACACACAAACACAAAUACACACCCAUACACUUCAUGGCCAAUGUGUAAGGCCCAGGUGUAUGUCCUCUCCUCUACAGUCCUUCCCCUGAAGAGCUCUAUCUCCCAGGUGGUCAGGUGUUGAGGGGAAGGGCUCAGUGUGUAGGUAGGUACUGUACUAUACAUGCAUUUCUGCAGAAUAACAACCAACCAACCCUCUCGGGUGCUGUAUGCAGGCUACAAGUUAACCACUAAACUUCCCCAUGUUGUAUUAGUAAGUAUUGCUUUGGUACAAUUGGCAUCUUGUAUGUUGUAAAAUCAUUUAAUGAGAAUAUAUGGACAUAUAUAUAUAUAUACAUAUAUAUAUAUAUAGAAAUCUAUCUAAAUGAAUAUAUUAUAUAUAUUAAAUAUACAUUUCACACUUAUUUUGUUCCGUUGCUGAUAUUACCGAUGCGUCACAGAUAUUUAUUUAAUGGUUGCGAUGAGAGAAAAUUAUUUAUUUGACUGCGGAAGUUGCGAGGAUGAUAUUUGAGGCUUUUUGGUUUGGUUUCUCUUGGAGUGGUGUGGCGGCUGCAGCCCUCAUGGCUAAAGAUAACCAAUAAAAGGUGUUUCCAAACGG